Eruca vesicaria subsp. sativa (arugula) is the source of this 1374-nucleotide messenger RNA. NCBI's taxonomy places the organism in Eukaryota, Viridiplantae, Streptophyta, Magnoliopsida, Brassicales, Brassicaceae. The record is from the annotation of a GenBank genome assembly.
AAAACUAAAGAAUCUUUACAAACACGUCUCACUUUCUCUCCAAUGGUGGAAACAACAACAUCGAAGAAACCAAUCCAAUUGGGUAACAAAGAAGAUCAAAACCCUAGAAAAUUCUACUCUCGAUUCCUCUUCAAAGCACUAAUCAUCGCCUUGUUAUGCUCCCUCGUACCUGUCUUCCUUUCUCAGACACCGGAGCUCGCUAACCAAACCAGACUCCUCGAGCUUCUCCACCUAAUCCUGGUCGGCAUCGCCUUCUCCUACGGCCUCUUCAGCCGCCGGAACUACGACGGAGGAGGAGGAGGAUUAAAUCAUAACGAUCACAAACCUGAUCAUAAUAACGCCUAUGUAGCUAAGAUUCUUGAAGUAUCCUCUGUUUUUAACGUGGAACACGAGAGUGGUUCCGAUGAUUCCUCCGGCUACCACCACCGUAAGUUUCAGACAUGGAGGAACAAGCACCACAUGAAAGGUCCCGAGACUGUUCUUUCUAAAGAUCAGGACGAGAGUCGUUUCGUCAGAGAAAAGCCUCUGCUUUUGCCUGUUCGAAGCUUGAACUACUCUCGUGUUUCUGAUUCCGGCAGAUGGGAGAGAGUGAGAUCAAAGAGACAGCUUUUAAAGAGUCUCGUUGAUGGUAACAGUGAUGCGCUUCCUUCUCCGAUUCCAUGGAGGUCAAGAUCAUCAAAGGAGAUUGAAUCUCAGUCGUUGAUCAAGACUCCGGCGAAUCUGACGUCAUCAUUGACGCCUUUACCUAAGCUCAAAUCUGAGUCUGGAGCGAAGGAGUAUCACUUCCACGCAUCACCCUCACCUCCUCCUCCUCCGCCACCGCCGCCGUUGCCGGCGUUUUAUAACUCGGCGCCGAGAAAGGAUUAUCCUCCCCGAAGUUACAGAGAAUCAGUUCAGAAGAAGAAACUCACAGGAGGUGAGUUUCAUCAUCCUCCGCCUCCGCCACCACCACCUCCGAUGGAUUAUUAUAAGUCCCCUCCGACCAAACUCAGAGUAAGAUCGGAGCAAAAGAUGAAACUCGAUAUAAGAAGCUCUCCAACAAAAGUCUGGUGGUCUGAUCCAAUCGCGGAAACGAAAGAAGAUAUCAGAGAAGACAUGAACAAGAAUGAUGGAAGAGGUUUCUUGGGGAGCAAGGCAACUGAAGAGCCCGAGGAUAAAGAAUAUAUGAUCAAAGGAAAUGAAAUCCACGAAGAGGGUGAACAUAGUGAGAUCGAGGAGAAGAAGAUAGAAGAAGAAGGAAGUUGUGGGAACAUCAGUGACGUGGACAAGAAGGCUGAUGAGUUCAUUGCAAAGUUCAGAGAACAGAUUAGGUUACAAAGAAUCGAAUCCAUCAAGCGAUCUGCUUACAAGAUCUCUCCUAAUUCAUCGAGGUAG